Molecule: messenger RNA, 225 nt
Organism: Wallemia ichthyophaga EXF-994
Lineage: Eukaryota; Fungi; Basidiomycota; Wallemiomycetes; Wallemiales; Wallemiaceae
Exons: 2
Coding region: 1-225 (74 amino acids)
Source: RefSeq, a predicted model, not a curated record
AUGACUUUAUUAAAUUCAAAUAUUUCAAAUACUUCAAAUAUCUGCCCCAACGACGGUAACCUGAGCUCAGCCGUCUCGAUGGGGCAUCAACAAGGACAAGACGCUCAAAACCAGGCAAAAACUCAGUCACAAACUAAAUGCCUUAUCGAUGGUACUAUCACUCACUCUUACUCACCUUGCUCCUCCUGGCAACCCUGGGACGCUGGACCAAAGUAUCGCUUUUGA